GAUAAACCGUUCAAGCUUGUCUGCACACUCACAAAGACACAUAUGUGGCAUUAACAGCUUUUAAGUCAGUAAUGCAUUAAGCUGGGGUGGGGGUGUAAAGUAAUGAUAUCUAUGGAUUGUUCCUUUUGAAAGAAAGGAUCUUCAGUAGAUUUUGGCGUUGGAGAAACGCAGAAACAAAAUGCUGAUGAGUUUUAAGUGAGAUAACUGAAGCUGUUUUUUAAAAUGGCAAAAUUUUUACUUAACUGGAUGUGAAACCUCCUAAAAGUAGGUUAGAAUAGUGACUUAUGGAAGUCUGAGAGAAUUGAUGGUUUGUCAGGUGUUUGAGCUUGGAGAGGAGUAAAAAGGCCAAAUUCCAGGAAGCUUCGCCCCUCCCCUGCUGCUCAGUCACUGUGUCAAUGGAGCACGUACAAGCAGGCUUUUAGACGGAGCAGGGCGCUCCACUAAGGAGCAUGCUGCAGUCUUAUCGCACCUCUUACUCAACUUGAUAAUGGUGGAUUUGAGGGGAUUCUACACUUUCCUGGAAACUAUGGAGAUUUUAAGGUGACAGGAGAGAUGCCUGUGUACACCUGGGUGUGACGGAAGGGAUCAAGACGGAUGGAAGGAACUCAGGACUGGGAUUUCUGAGGCUAAACAGGACCUCUUUGGGUAAACAGGAGUAAUUUACCUGCUGGACACACACGGCACGCCCCUGCCUCAGGUGCAACAAAUAGUGGAUCCUUUGGCCCCGUUGCCUCAUCCUCCAUCUGACUUUCUGCUCCUAUGUGCGCCGAGAAUUGCGGGCGGUCUCCGGUGUCAACUUUCAGAGUAAUGAGCAGGGACAAAGGCAUUGUGAUUCGGACAGUUGAAUGUGAGCUGUGAGAUCAGUGCUGGGAUUCCAACAUGGACACCAAGAAGGAUGGGGGAGGAGGAGGGUCCUGGUACUCUUCUCCCUCCAGCCCCAGCUGCUACAGAGGCGUCCUCAUCAUCUGCAUCCUCCUUUUCCUUCUUAUAGGCAUCUUUGUAGGCCUUGCUGUAGCAUACCUGGUGGAGGAGCCUCGUCCUUUCACGGAGACGGUGGAGCUGAAGGGUCUGAAGUAUGACUCUGCGCUGCAGAACGAGAACUCUGGUUUCUCCAUGGUGCUUUCCUCAGCUUUAAAGUCCAAAAUUAAAGAUAUUUUCAUGGCCUCGUCUGUAUCAGAUCACUUUGACGACUGCAGCAUUGUCGCUUAUGGUAACAUUCACGGUGAUGUGAUGGCGACGUUAAGACUGGACUUCAGGGUAUCUAAAAUUCAGCACUAUUCAGAAAACUUUGUCCAGGACGUACUGAGAGCAGGGCUCGGCUCGGUGAUGAAUGGGAAACCUCUAGAAGUGCCAGGGUUUGGAAAAAUCAGCGCUAUUGUCAUGAUAGGAGCCACUGGGAAGUCAUUUUAUGUCAUUGGAGAUGCAAUGACGGCCAGAUGUCCUGAAAGGGCGUUCACCUGUGACAACGGAGAAUGUAUCACUAAAGUAAACCCAGAAUGUGACCACAUCACCGACUGCGCUGAUGCCUCUGACGAGGCUCGCUGUGACUGCGGUGUGCGUCCAGCGUUAGAGAAUCGGGUGGUGGGGGGUGAGGAUGCUCGGCUUGGGGAGCUGCCAUGGCAGGUCAGUCUGAGGUACCACUCUCUGCACACCUGUGGAGCCUCCAUCGUCAACGAGCGCUGGCUUGUGACUGCAGCUCACUGCUUUGAAGGUACCGCUGAUCCCACUGAGUGGACAGCCCUGGUUGGGGCCAGGCUAGUUAACAGUGCAGCACCAGAGUCAAAAAUAGUCAAAAUUAAGUCGAUAUUUGUGAAUCCGGACUACAACCCCUCGACUACUGACUUUGAUGUGACGGUCCUAGAACUGGAGACCCCUCUCACCUUCAGCUCCUACAUCCAGCCUAUCUGUAUACCGGCCUCCUCUCAUGUUUUUGAGCCUGGCCAGACCUGCGUUGUGUCUGGAUGGGGUGCUCUUCAGGAGUUUAGUUUCCAGAUUCCCAAAGUACUGCAGAAAGCGUUGGUGAAAAUCAUUGACUCUAAGGUGUGCAAUCAGUCAUCUGUGUACAGAGGUGCUAUUACUCAAAACAUGAUGUGUGCUGGAUUUCUGCAGGGGAAGGUGGACUCGUGUCAGGGUGACUCCGGAGGGCCUUUAGUGUGUGAAGGAGCACCGGGGAGAUUCUUCCUGGCAGGAGUGGUGAGCUGGGGCGUGGGGUGUGCGCAGAUCAACAAGCCUGGAGUUUAUUCUCGUGUCACCCAGCUCAGAAACUUUGUUCUGAAGUACACAAAUCCCACCCUGGUCAUGGAUCAGACAAAGCUUGUCCCCACUGCACCAGCUCCAGUGACAGAAAGGCCAUCUGGUAACCAUUCAGCAGUGGCUAUGGAUGAGCCUUACAUACCACCUUUACCUGCCAUAAACUGCAGUGAAAACUUCCAGUGUAGCUCCAGUAUGUGCAUCGAUAAAGUCAACCCAGAGUGUGACAGCAUCCCAGACUGUCCCAAUUCAGCUGAUGAGACGAACUGUGACUGUGGUGCACGCCCUGCGGUGGGUUAUCAAAGGAUCAUAGGUGGAGUAACAGCUCGGAGGGGAGAGUGGCCUUGGAUUGGCAGUCUUCAGUACCAGAGACUUCACAUCUGUGGUGCCACACUCAUUCACAAUAAGUGGUUGCUGACUGCAGCACACUGCUUCAAUAGUGAUCGAAAUCCCUCUAAAUGGGUGGUCAGUCUUGGAUCUGUGCUGCGAUCUGGGGUGGGUGGACUGGUCAUCCCCAUUCAGAGAGUGAUCAUCCACCCGAACUUCAACGGUACUAACAUGAACCUAGAUGUGGCUCUGCUGGAGCUGUCAGUCCCAGCCCUGAUGUCCUACACCAUCCAGUCAGCGUGUCUUCCUUCUCCAGUGCACCGCUUCCUGAGGAACACAGAGUGCUACAUCGCAGGGUGGGGCUCCAUGAGGGAAGGAGGCUCUUUGAUGAACUUGCUGCAGAAGGCUGCAGUGAACAUUAUCGACCAGGCAGAUUGCCAGCAGUCAUACGGAAAUGUUCUGACUCCUAAUAUGAUGUGUGCUGGUUUAAUGGAGGGGGGGAAAGACACUUGUUUGGGUGAUUCUGGGGGACCGCUGACUUGCCGUCACCCCUCUGGCCAGUGGUUUAUUGCUGGCGUAACCAGCUGGGGACAUGGGUGUGGACGAACUGGUUUCCCAGGUGUUUACACUCGAGUGACAUCGGUCAGAAAAUGGAUAUCUACAUACCUACCUUUCUAAAAAGAGAAGAAAACGACUCUUCCCGUUGAGAAUUGGAUUUUAAAGCUGUAUCUUCUCCACGAAACUGUACUGUACAGGAAGAGCCUGAUUCACACAUACUCCGUAAACUCUGUGUUGACCUGUGUGGUCAUGGGUGCUGUUAAAACACUGUGCAAUUAUCUGAUCUGAGGCCAUUUUUCCUUUAACCUGAACUGAAGCUAUAAUCAUGAGCUGUGGAUUGUAGACAUUCUGCCAACAAAAUGCAUGGCUGGAAGUAUUUUUUAGUUAUUUAUUUUCCUGAUGGGUGAAAAUCCUGGUAAUGGUGCAUCUUAUAUUUUGAUACUGUGUGGGCUUCAAAAUAUACAUCAGUUAGUCACAACAUUAAAUUACUGAUAUGUGAUGCUUUUUUCUGUAUCAUUCUACCCUAACAAAAUAUCACUUCCACAAAUGUUGCCAUGAAACCAGGAGCGUCUUCCUGCAGGACCAUGUAACUCAUCAUGCCAUGAUAAUCUCUCAGGUAUGUCUUGAAGAAGGCAAUAAAAUAAAAAUAAAAGUGAACUCAUCCUAACAUCAACGAGUGCAAACCAAGAGGAUCCAAACACCUGAAACCAAGAUCCACCCCAUGGUCCGGUGGCCGUAACCAGAUGGGUCACAGCUUUCUGAUGGAACGCCGACAGGCUGUUAGUGUUGUGGAUGAUUGGCUUAAGCGGUUUGCAUCCGUUUCACUGAAAUAACGUGAUGUAAUUUCAACAUGAAAGGUGUUAUGUCUUUGGGAUAAAAUCUUGAUGAAAAUGACAUGAAUCUACUUCAAAUAAGUCGUUCCCUGAACUGAGGUUGAUCAAAUGAAAUUUGCUUUUGAUUUUUAAGUUUCAAUUUUAUUAUUGAUGAGAAGUAAAUAAGCAGUCUGACCAACAUUUUUUCGUUCAUUAAACCAUUUCUUUCAGGUACAAUCACAUUACAGGAAGACGUUAGCAGGCUUUUGCUCACUCAGUGAAUGGUAGCUGCGGCCAUACAUCGGACACCUGCACCAUUUCAGCUGAGGAAGGUGCUGCAGAGUGAGACAGACCUCUGCUGAAACAAGUCCACUUCUGUGGAUGGCAGCAGAUAGAGUGACACGGGAAACGUGUCAGACAAAACAGUUUUGUUCUCCAGCUGUACUUUGAUAUAGGCUGCUCAGAGGGUUGUAAAUGUCAGAAUCACAGCUGUGAAAACAAAAAAUGUGCUUCUCAAGUCCUCCUGAGUUUGGAAAAUCCCUUCCAAAGGAAAUAAAGUUUAACCCUACCAAUA
This is a messenger RNA of Nothobranchius furzeri (turquoise killifish), 4521 nucleotides long. It is a transcript of the gene tmprss9, whose product is annotated as transmembrane serine protease 9. The record is from RefSeq and is a predicted model, not a curated record. Gene Ontology annotation, molecular function: serine-type endopeptidase activity; protein binding. NCBI's taxonomy places the organism in Eukaryota, Metazoa, Chordata, Actinopteri, Cyprinodontiformes, Nothobranchiidae. Gene Ontology annotation, biological process: proteolysis.